Camellia sinensis is the source of this 585-nucleotide messenger RNA. The record is from RefSeq and is a predicted model, not a curated record. NCBI's taxonomy places the organism in Eukaryota, Viridiplantae, Streptophyta, Magnoliopsida, Ericales, Theaceae.
AUGAGACCUCCAAAGAAAUUCACCCCACCAAAGUUCACUUCAUACGACGGGAAGUUGGACCCGCUGACACAUAUUAGCCAUUAUAGACAGAUGAUGUCCUUAUGGAACCGAGAUGAGGCACUGAUGUGUAAAGUCUUCUCAUCUAGCUUGGGAGAAACUGGACUUCGAUGGUUCGAUCGUCUCCCUGCUGGAUCGAUCCAUGGCUGGAAGCAGCUCUCCGAAAAGUUCCUAGCCAGGUUCGUCUCCAACACUAAGAUCCCGAAGGAGCCGGAUACACUGUUCGGCCUCCGAAAGGAGCAGGAGGAAACAUUGCGCAAUUAUGCUAGGAGGUACUGGGAAGAGUACAAUGACCUGGAGGAAAAUGUGUGUAGCGAACAGAUGGCCGUUAUGUCCUUCAAACAUGGUCUGCGCUCGGAAAGUAAGCUGAGACAAUCACUUACCAAGCGCCCGGCCACAGCUUUGAAAGAUUUGCGUGCCAGGAUUGAGCAGUACGCUCGCCUCAAGGACGAUCAGAUCCCCAUCGAGGAAGCGUCAGCAGAACAAACAGCUCGACACAAGAAGAGAACAGAUCGAGGAGAACACUGA